AUGCCAGCCGGACCAGACGAGACGGAUAAUCACCAAGCUGGCGCCGCCACAGAACAUGUCAUGAAGAACCCCUCCUCCAACACCGAGGGAGGCAGCGACCACCCGCUUCACAACCAAGGUCCACCUAAGGGUGACAAAGUCGAGUUCCGUCAUCAUGAAGCUCAUCCCGGCCCAGCGAUUCCCAAGGACUUCUCGACGCAAGAAGAGGGUACGAAGGAGGAACGUAAGGCCAAGGCUGCCGAGCUGAACAAGUGAUGCCCAAUGGUACUUAUCGCGAGCGCUUUCUUUCUUGGAUCAUAAAUCUGAUGUGAGGAGCAGGCCAUCAAAGAUGUAGGCUGCCAUUGAAUGGAUUUUCGGCAGGGAGAGGGCGUUAUGGAAUGGGCACAAG
Molecule: messenger RNA, 388 nt
Organism: Hymenoscyphus albidus
Lineage: Eukaryota; Fungi; Ascomycota; Leotiomycetes; Helotiales; Helotiaceae
Source: the annotation of a GenBank genome assembly